CCCCGCCGUCCGCGCGGUGCCGCGCCUCGCCGGCUCCUUCGCUUCCAGCCAAGAUGGCGGAGAGCGCCGAGGCUCUGGGCACCGUCCCGGAGCACGAGCGGAUCUUGCAGGAGAUCGAGAGCACCGACACCGCCUGCGUCGGGCCCACCCUCCGAUCUGUGUAUGAUGAUCAACCAAAUGCACAUAAGAAGUUUAUGGAAAAGUUGGAUGCUUGCAUCCGUAAUCAUGACAAGGAAAUUGAGAAAAUGUGUAACUUUCAUCAUCAAGGUUUUGUAGAUGCAAUUACAGAGCUCCUUAAAGUAAGGACUGAUGCAGAAAAACUGAAGGUGCAAGUUACUGAUACCAACCGAAGGUUUCAAGAUGCUGGAAAAGAGGUGAUUAUCCAAACAGAAGAUAUUAUUCGCUGUAGAAUUCAGCAGAGGAAUAUUACAAUGGUGGUAGAAAAAUUGCAAUUAUGCCUUCCCGUGCUGGAAAUGUACAGUAAGCUAAAAGAACAGAUGAGUGCAAAAAGGUACUACUCUGCUUUAAAAACUAUGGAACAGUUAGAGAAUGUGUACUUUCCGCGCGUUAGUCAAUACCGGUUUUGUCAGCUAAUGGUAGAAAAUCUUCCUAAACUACGUGAAAAUAUUAAAGAAAUCUCCAUGUCUGAUCUCAAGGACUUUUUGGAAAGUAUUCGAAAACACUCUGACAAAAUAGGUGAAACAGCUAUGAAACAGGCACAGCAGCAGAAAACUUUCAGUGUAGUUCUGCAGAAACAAAAUAAUAUAAAAUUUGGAAAGAACAUGUAUAUAAACAAUGAUAGAAUUCCAGGAGAAAGGAAUGAAAUGAAUUUGAAACAUGCACUUGAAGAAGAAGAUGAGAAUGAAGAAGAGGUCUUAACUGUUCAAGAUCUUGUUGACUUUUCCCCUGUUUACCGAUGUUUGCACAUUUACUCUGUUUUGGGCAAUGAGGAAACAUUUGAAAAUUAUUACCGGAAACAAAGAAAGAAACAAGCAAGACUAGUAUUGCAGCCCCAGUCAAAUAUGCAUGAAACAGUUGAUGGCUAUAGAAGAUAUUUCACUCAAAUUGUAGGGUUUUUUGUAGUGGAAGAUCACAUUUUACAUGUGACUCAAGGAUUAGUAACCAGGGCAUACACUGAUGAACUUUGGAACAUGGCCCUCUCAAAGAUAAUUGCUGUUCUUAGAGCUCAUUCAUCCUACUGCACUGAUCCAGAUCUUGUUCUGGAGCUGAAGAACCUCAUUGUAAUAUUUGCAGAUACUUUACAGGGUUAUGGUUUUCCAGUGAACCGGCUUUUUGACCUUUUAUUUGAAAUAAGAGAUCAAUACAAUGAAACACUGCUUAAGAAAUGGGCUGGAGUUUUCAGGGACAUUUUUGAAGAAGAUAACUAUAGCCCUAUCCCUGUUGUUAAUGAAGAAGAAUAUAAACUAGUCCUCAGUAAAUUUCCCUUUCAAGAUGCAGAGCUUGAAAAGCAAUCUUUCCCAAAGAAAUUUCCCAUGUCUCAGUCAGUGCCUCAUAUUUACAUGCAAGUUAAAGAAUUUAUUUAUGCCAGCCUUAAGUUUUCUGAGUCGCUUCACCGCAGCUCAACAGAAAUAGAUGAUAUGCUUAGAAAAUCAACAAAUCUGCUGCUGACCAGAACUUUGAGUAGCUGUUUAUUGAACCUUAUCAGAAAACCUCACAUAGGUUUGACAGAGCUAGUGCAAAUCAUCAUAAACACAACACAUCUAGAACAAGCUUGCAAAUACCUUGAAGACUUUAUAACUAAUAUUACAAAUAUUUCUCAAGAAACUGUUCAUACUACAAGACUUUAUGGACUUUCUACUUUUAAGGAUGCUCGACAUGCAGCAGAAGGAGAAAUAUAUACCAAACUGAAUCAGAAAAUUGAUGAAUUUGUUCAGCUUGCUGAUUAUGACUGGACAAUGUCUGAGCCAGAUGGAAGAGCUAGUGGCUACUUAAUGGAUCUUAUUAAUUUUCUGAGAAGCAUCUUUCAAGUGUUCACUCAUUUACCUGGGAAAGUCGCCCAGACAGCUUGCAUGUCAGCCUGCCAGCAUCUGUCAACAUCCUUAAUGCAGAUGUUACUGGACAGUGAGUUAAAACAGAUAAGCAUGGGAGCUGUUCAGCAGUUCAACUUAGAUGUCAUACAGUGUGAAUUGUUUGCCAGCUCUGAGCCUGUGCCAGGAUUCCAGGGAGAUACCCUGCAGCUAGCAUUCAUUGACCUCAGACAACUCCUUGACCUGUUUAUGGUUUGGGAUUGGUCUACUUAUCUAGCUGAUUAUGGACAGCCAGCAUCUAAAUACCUUCGAGUGAAUCCAAACACAGCUCUUAUUCUUUUGGAGAAGAUGAAGGACACGAGCAGAAAGAACAAUAUAUUUGCUCAGUUCAGGAAGAAUGAUCGAGACAAACAAAAGUUAAUAGAGACGGUCGUGAAACAGUUGAGAAGUUUGGUGAAUGGUAUGUCCCAGCACACAUAGGCUUCCCUUUGCCUGUACUCAGGAAUACAAAAUCUUGAUUACAAU
Molecule: messenger RNA, 2513 nt
Organism: Elephantulus edwardii (Cape elephant shrew)
Lineage: Eukaryota; Metazoa; Chordata; Mammalia; Macroscelidea; Macroscelididae
Gene: EXOC6
Product: exocyst complex component 6
Exons: 22
Coding region: 54-2468 (804 amino acids)
Biological process (GO): Golgi to plasma membrane transport; intracellular protein transport; exocytosis
Cellular component (GO): exocyst; membrane
Source: RefSeq, a predicted model, not a curated record